AACCCUCCAUUCUCUUUUCUUUCUCAAGACUCACAAAAGCCUCGAACUUUUCUCUCUCUCUCUCUGUGAGGCUGUGAGCAAUGGCGCACCUAAGCUUUGUGGUUUUGGUUUUGGCAUUGUCUCUUGGCUCCACUUUGGCAAACUCUCCAGCUCCCUCUCCAUCAUUGUCUCCUGCUAAGCCACCAACUGCGCCUCAUUCUGCUCCAACUCCGCCACCAGCUGCGCCUCAUACUUCUCCAACUCUGUCUCCAAAAGCAUCGCCACCGGCCCAAUCGCCGUCUCCAAAGGCCACUCCUCCGCCACCUCCACACCCUAACUCUCCUUCUCCUUCUCCUGCAAAACCUUCUGCUCCGUCACCGGCCAGUGCCACUCCUCCCUCAUCGAUCGCAACUCCACCAGCUAAUGCGUCUGCUCCAUCUUCACAUAACGCUGCUGUUUCGAACAGAUUUGCCGUCUCUGGGUCCCUGGCUGUCGGUCUCCUCGCUGCUGUUUUGGUCAAUUAGAGCCUUUUGAUUGCUCUUGCGCUGCACUGAGUGAAGUCAAGUACUCAACUACUCUCGUGGUUUUUUUUUUCUUAUUGCUUAUUUCCAUGUAUUUAUUUACCUACUGUACCAUUUAUUUUUUCUUCUCUCGUUGAGGCUGUUUAUUGUUGUCAUAUCUCAUCGACUGGACAUGAGUUUAUUGCUACUGUUGUUUUAAUUCUUCUUUAGAUAAUUUGAUUAUAUGAUGUCUUGGUUUAAUAUCAUUUCGUCGUGAUCAUAUUUUUAUCAGUAUAUGGACUGAUCCUUUUCUGUC
Messenger RNA from Quercus robur (English oak), 795 nucleotides. Its product is annotated as classical arabinogalactan protein 7-like. Lineage: Eukaryota; Viridiplantae; Streptophyta; Magnoliopsida; Fagales; Fagaceae. The record is from RefSeq and is a predicted model, not a curated record. The transcript is spliced from 2 exons. The coding region runs from base 81 to 503 and encodes 140 amino acids.